Coprinopsis cinerea okayama7#130 is the source of this 899-nucleotide messenger RNA. RefSeq names its product clathrin light chain. The coding region runs from base 39 to 827 and encodes 262 amino acids. Gene Ontology annotation, molecular function: clathrin heavy chain binding; structural molecule activity. The record is from RefSeq and is a predicted model, not a curated record. NCBI's taxonomy places the organism in Eukaryota, Fungi, Basidiomycota, Agaricomycetes, Agaricales, Psathyrellaceae. Gene Ontology annotation, biological process: intracellular protein transport; clathrin-dependent endocytosis; clathrin coat assembly. The transcript has 4 exons. Gene Ontology annotation, cellular component: clathrin coat of coated pit; plasma membrane; clathrin coat of trans-Golgi network vesicle.
CAUCUAUUCACCUCAACGCUCAAACACAACCGACGACAAUGAGCGACUUCCUCUCGCGCGAGGCCAAUCUCUUCGGCGGUGAAUUUGGUGGCACGAGCAACACCAGCGGUGCGGGUGGCGACGAAAUCGACUUUGAGCGCGCUGCGUCAGCGUUCCCUGAUAUCUCGUUGGACGGCGAUAUCCCUUCUGUUCCUGUUCCUUCCCAGACGACCCAGUCGAAUAGUGGUGGAGGAUUCUCGUUUGAUAGCUUCGAUGCGCCUAGUGAUACCGGGAAUGUGAGGGUUACGGGCGAUGAUGAAUUGGAGAAGUUCGAGAACCAAUUCCCUGAAUUGGAGGUUCCACAGCAAACCUCUCCUCCCCCCUCUGCCCCGACCUUCGCGCCACGACCGCAGCCAUCAGCGCUGGCAUCCACCCCUAUCUUGACCCAGCAAAUUGAGGAAGAGGAACCUCAAGUCAUUCGGGAAUGGAGAGAAAAGCAACAAGCGGAAAUCCAAGCUCGCGAGGAAGCCGCUAAAGCGCGUCGUCAAGAGACUAUCUCAAAGGCUGAACGCUCCAUUGAUGAAUUCUAUGAGGAGUAUGCUAAGAAGAAGGAGAGGAACAUCCGGGAGAACAAGGAUACUGAAGCGGAAUUCCUUGCCAACCAAACCUCUUCGUUAGCCACUGGCACGACCUGGGAGCGUAUUUGUGACCUCAUUGACCUCCAGAACUCGCAGAGCAAAACCCUGGCCCGCACUGGUGCCGGUACUACGGAUUUGACACGCUUCAAGGAGGUGUUGUUGCGAUUGAAGAGGGAGGGAGACAAUGCGCCGGGCGCAGCUGGAUAUUAGACGUCUGUGGUUAUCGUCCCUUAAUAAUUGCCUUUCUUGCUUCUCGACUUUUUAAUUGCUAUUGGUUCUCGU